Molecule: messenger RNA, 1694 nt
Organism: Triticum aestivum (bread wheat)
Lineage: Eukaryota; Viridiplantae; Streptophyta; Magnoliopsida; Poales; Poaceae
Product: probable protein phosphatase 2C 56
Exons: 8
Coding region: 86-1117 (343 amino acids)
Biological process (GO): protein dephosphorylation
Molecular function (GO): protein serine/threonine phosphatase activity; cation binding
Source: RefSeq, a predicted model, not a curated record
AAGUCCAGCACCACCCGCUUUUCCCUUUUUCUCUCAUCUAGAACCCCCAAGACCGGGCUCACUCGCCCCCUCGGACCUGCUAGGGAUGGCACGCGCCGCUGCCGCCAACCUGCGUGGCCUGGUCGGCAUUGCAGCGGCGGGCCGGAGGCGGGUGACCGCCUCCGUCGCGCCACCCCGCGCGUCGCCCGGCGGGCGCGCAUUCCGGGCCGUGGCCUCAGGCUCCGGGGGCAGGACGACUCCUGAAUCCUCCUCUUCGUCCUCGCCGGCCCUACCACAGCUGCAGCCGCGGCGCGGCUUGGCGACGAGACGAGCGGUGCUGCGUAACUUGAUUAGCGGCGGCUUAGAGAGUGAGGAUGGUAAGCUGAGCUGCGGAUAUUCAAGUUUUAAAGGGAGGAGACCUACUAUGGAGGAUCGCUACGAUGUAAAGUUCGCUAAAAUGAAGGGACAGUCAGUUAGCUUGUUUGGUGUAUUUGAUGGUCAUGCAGGAGCACUUGCCGCUGAAUAUCUAAAGGAACAUCUGCUUGACAACCUUAUCGAGCAUCCUCAGUUCCUGAGAAACCCAAAGCUUGCUCUGAAGACGACCUUCCUGAAAACUGAUGCUGAUUUCUUAGAGUCGGUAACCACUCCUUAUAGGGAGGAUGGUUCGACUGCUUUGGCUGCUGUUCUGGUUGGUGACCAAAUUUAUGUAGCAAAUGUUGGUGAUUCACGUGCUAUCGCUUUAAAAGGUGGCAAAGCUAUCCCACUCUCAGAUGACCAUAAACCUAACUUAAAGGAUGAGAGAACGAGAAUUGAGAAUGCUGGAGGUGGUGUUAGUUAUGAUGGUUUUACUUGGAGGGUUGAUGGAAUUCUGGCAAUGUCCCGUGCAUUUGGCAACCGUUCAUUGAAGAAUUAUGUGAUAGCAGAGCCUGACAUUCAGGAAACGCAGGUCAGCAGUGACUUGGAAUACCUGGUUCUCGCUACAGAUGGUCUUUGGGAUGUCGUGCAAAAUGAGGAUGUUAUUUCACUUAUGAGAGCAACGGACGAGCCUGAGGUGGCGGCAGUGAAGCUGACGGAAAUGGCCCACUCUCGGCACAGCUCAGACAACAUUACAUGCAUUGUGGUGGGAUUUCACCACUGAACAGCGUAUGAUACGUGACCGAUAUUGGUGGCAGUGAAGUUUUUUCACUUCCUCUCUGAUCUAUGGCUGGUAUAAGACUUCCAACGGCUGUGAAAGAAACUGGCCAAUUGUUGGAUCUUUUUGUAGGGAAUUUUUUGCAUCUGAUUAUCACUUAGUGAAAUUGCAUCAGAUCCGUUAGGAGUUGGGUCCACAAAAUCAACAAAAUGGAGAAGGCCUAGGGCAUACUACUACUACCACUACACCACAACAUCAUCAUAUCUUUAUAAUUGAAGGAGUGUGGAGUAUUUUCUUUAGUGUUUUGUGUUCAGUUUAGUUUAUUCACAAAACCGAGGUCUACAUGGCAUACUCAUGUCAUGAGAUCCUAAAUUGGAUCUAGAACUUGCAAACUACAUAUUUCUUUGUUGCUUUUAUGCACCACGCUGAAAUAUGUAUAUCUGAAGUACAAAGAUUAUCCGGAAUCUUUUACUCUAGUAUUUUUUUUGCGAAUAAAUCUUUUACUCUAGUAUGCUGGACAAAAUUCAAAAAUUAACACUAGACAUGUGUUAUUCAGAUUCGCACCUUCUGAUUGUACUCUAUU